AUUCCUAUAUGCUUCAUCAUGAAAAUUUUCAUGUCUCAAAUUGAGUUUCUUAGACACAUACCACUUGUGUCUUUGACUGUGCUUAUUUUAUGUACAACUACUACUGUUCCAAUAUUUGCUACAAAGGGUUGUGAUUUUCCAGCCAUUUUCAACUUUGGUGCUUCAAAUGCUGAUACUGGUGGAUUGGCUGCUGCCUUCCAAGCACUGCCGUUGCCAUAUGGAGAGACUUAUUUUCAUAGAUCAACUGGAAGGUUCUCUGAUGGCAGAAUCAUUCUUGAUUUCAUAGCACAGAGUUUUGGACUUCCCUAUCUUAACUCAUAUCUUAAUUCUCUUGGAUCAAACUUCACACAUGGUGCAAACUUUGCAACAGCAGGAUCAACAAUCAAAAUCCCCAACAGUAUUAUACCUCAUGGAAUGUUUAGUCCAUUUUCCCUAACAAUUCAAUACAUUCAAUUCAAAGAUUUCAUACCUAAAACAAAAUUCAUUAGGAAUCAAGGAGGUAUAUUUGCAACCUUGACUCCUAAAGAAGAUUAUUUUUCCAAAGCUUUAUACACAUUUGAUAUUGGUCAAAAUGAUCUUACUGGUGGUUUUUUUAGCAAUGCGACUAUACAACAAAUCAAUGCUACGGUACCCGAUAUAGUAAACAAUUUCAUAGAAAAUAUUAAGAACAUAUACAAUUUGGGGGCAAGAUCAUUUUGGAUACACAACACAGGACCAAUUGGAUGCCUUCCUUUAAUUUUGGCUAAUUUUCCAUCCGCAAUAAAGGAUAGCUAUGGUUGUGCAAAGCAAUACAAUGAAGUAUCUCAGUAUUUCAAUUUCAAGUUGAAGGAAGGAUUAGCUCAACUUCGAAAAGAUCUUCCUCUUGCUGCAAUCACAUAUGUGGAUAUCUACUCACCUAAGUACUCACUUUUUCAAAAUCCAAAAAAAUAUGGAUUUGAGCUACCAUUUGUUGCAUGUUGUGGCUAUGGAGGGAAGUACAACUAUAACAUUCGUAAUAGAUGUGGAGAAACCAUAAACAUAAAUGGUACAAAAAAUGUUGUGGGUUCGUGUCGAAAUCCAUCAACUAGAGUGGUAUGGGAUGGAACCCAUUAUACGGAGGCAGCUAACAAAAUCGUCUUUGAUCAAAUUUCUACUGGAGCUUUCACAGAUCCUCCCAUUCCCCUAAAUAUGGCAUGUCAACAAAAAUUCCCUUAAAAUGGGAAGCUUGUAAACUAAAAAUGAGGUGAACCCUAUUAUCAAUUUAAAAAUUUAUCUGACAUAUGGUAUAAAUUGAAUAAUGAUAGUGGAUUAGAUUAUAGCUAAUUAAAUAAUUUAGAUAUUAGUAAGAGGUAAUAUUUAUAUUGUGAAUUGGACUUUAUUCAAUUGUUUAGUUGUGUCUUUUUA
Trifolium pratense (red clover) is the source of this 1383-nucleotide messenger RNA. RefSeq names its product esterase-like. NCBI's taxonomy places the organism in Eukaryota, Viridiplantae, Streptophyta, Magnoliopsida, Fabales, Fabaceae. The record is from RefSeq and is a predicted model, not a curated record. The transcript has 5 exons. Gene Ontology annotation, molecular function: hydrolase activity, acting on ester bonds. The coding region runs from base 19 to 1194 and encodes 391 amino acids.